Messenger RNA from Drosophila erecta, 1397 nucleotides. Its product is annotated as angiopoietin-4. The transcript has 2 exons. Bases 12 to 1256 code for a protein of 414 amino acids. Lineage: Eukaryota; Metazoa; Arthropoda; Insecta; Diptera; Drosophilidae. The record is from RefSeq and is a predicted model, not a curated record.
AUGAAGAAGCAAUGGGAGCUGCACCUCAGUCAGUGUUGAUUGCGAUCGUAUUAAGUGUGUGUCAUUGCUCAUUUUCGUACACUCCUCGCUGCUCCACUCACAAAAUUGUGAACGAGGUUCCACUGACGCCACUCGAAGGGGAGAUAGUUAAGAAAGUCAGGGAACUCGUUUCAGAGAACGGGACUGAUGGAGUCAUUACAUCGAAGAACUUGGUCAGCCUACUUGGAAGGCUUAGAGAGCAGUAUGUGCAACUCGAAGAGAACUUGAAGGUCCAAGGCAUUCUCAUCCAUAAUCUUAAAAUGUUGGAGAGCUUCUACAAACAAAUAAGCGAACUAAAAAGUAAUGCAAUCAAGGAAAUCGAAAAGGAUUUACUUGAGUGCUCAAAAAACCUAGGAACAUCACAGAUUAAAGACGUCGAGAUCGAGAACUUUAAGCUCCUACUAAGCCAGAAUGCUAAUACGCUGACCAGGUUGGAGUUAGGACUGAACACCUGUCACACUACUCUGCUUGCAAAUGAGGAACUGAUUAACCUCCUUCAACCAACUACUAAGCCCACGGAUCAUCCAGGGAAUGCUGUUACCUUAAAAUCAGAUAUAAACGAUUCCUUAGAUUCUAGGCAAAGUGGCUGCGCUUUAUUUGGCAAUUUUACCGGAGUGCAAUCCAUCCAAGUGCCUUCGCUUGGAGAUGUAGAAGUCUAUUGCAAUAGCCUUCUGGCGGGAUCUGGUUGGAUUGUAAUCCAGAGACGAGAAAAUGGCAAGACCAACUUCAUCCGCAAGUGGAAUGAAUAUCGGGAGGGUUUUGGGAACAUAACGGGAGAGUUCUUUAUCGGACUGCAAAAGCUCCACCAACUCACCAAAUCGGAGCAGUAUGAGCUACACAUUCAGUUGGAAGACUUUGAGGGAGAGCAGAGAUUUGCUCGCUACGAUCGGUUUGAGGUGGACGAAGAGGACUCUGGCUAUGCACUCGCAUCCCUUGGAAAGUACACGGGCAAUGCUGGUGAUGCACUUACCCAUAAUCUACAUGCCAGGUUCAGUACUUACGACGAGGACAGCCCUGAAAAAUGCGCAGCUAAGCGGGAAGGUGCCUGGUGGUACGGAGACAGAUGUGGUGCCAGCAAUCUGAAUGGCAUCUAUUCGGAAGGAGAUCAAGUAUACGACUACGACGGCGUUGGAGUCUACUGGAACACUGCCGAAUGGCACGACUUCACCUAUUCCCUUAAGACGGUACACAUGUUGAUAAGGCCGAAGGGAAAUUAAGGAAAAAAGUGUAAAACGCUUAUGGCGUUUGCUGCUCUGACCUUGGAAAAACGCACUAUCGUUUUCCUGAAGUACGCAAAGUAAGUAAUGAAUGCGCUUCAACAAAAUAAAGGGAAUGUCUCGAGAGAAAAAUAAUGUGUA